UCAUGAUUAAUGAUUCUCACCUAAUGAAAUCGCCAAUCACUUAAAGAAAAGUAGUGUUCAUAUUAAAUGAAGAAUUCUGAGUACGAACCUCAACGUAUUCUUGUAGGCGUUACAGGAGGAUCUGCAGCUGGAAAAACUACACUUUGUGAAACAAUCAAAAGGGAAAUCCAAUACGAUUCUGAUGUUGACAUGACUAUUCUUUCAUGUGAUUCCUUUUAUAAAGGAGUAGACAAGUCUAAAAUUGAUAUUUCUUAAUAUAACUUUGAUCAUCCAGAUUCAUUGGAUUUUGAUAAUGCCUUUGAAGUCAUUUCUACAUUAUUGUCAGGAAAGCCAGCAUCAGUUCCAAUUUAUUGUUUUGUGAAUCAUAAAAGAUUAGAUCAAUGUUCAAUAAUGCUUCCUGCAUAAGUUAUAGUAUUUGAGGGUAUCAUGGCACUUUAUGAUGAAAGAAUAAGAGAGUUAAUGUCUUAUAAAAUAUUUAUACAUUGUGAUGGUAAAUGUUAAUAAUAAAUAAAGAUGAUAUACGUUUAUGUCGUCGUAUUCUAAGAGAUGUAAAAGAGAGAGGAAGAACUGUUGAGAGUGUACUAUUUUAGUAUAGUAAAUUUGUGAAAAGAUCAUUUGAGAAUUUUAUAUCACCUUUGAUGAGUUAAGCUGAUUUAAUUAUACCAGGACAUAGAUAAAAUCAUGUUUCUGUUGCUUUUAUAGUAAACCAUUUGAAAAACAUGGCUAAAUAGAAUGGAUUAUUAAGAGAAAAAUUAAAUACUUUACUCUACUUUGGUGAUUUAUUAUAUUCAAUUGAUGGAUUCAUGAGAAAUAGAACAAAAGUAGACUUUUCAAAUCCAAAUGCAACAUUUAAAUAAUUAUUCUUUCCUGAAGAAAAUAUGAAACCCGAUUUUCUUUAUCUAACAUAAAAUUUUAUAGCUGGAAAAUUGAUUAAUGAAAAAUAAAUAUAUAAAGUGGUUAAAUCCUGUUUUAAAUAAACUUUAUUUAUGCUAGAAAAAUGCAUAUAAUAAGAUAAAUAUGAAAUAGAUUAAGUUUAAUGUGUUCAUCUUAAAGAAAUAUUAUCAAGUAAUUUUAAAAUUAAAGAGAAUACUCAAUUUAUAGUAUUGGCUAUUCCAUUAUUAUUUAAAAAUGGUUUAGUAUAAUUACAUUAAAUUGAAGAGAAGAUUAAAUAGUUUUAAUAAGUAUUUAUAAAAUUAAUUUAGGUAUAAUUAAUAGUUGUGAAUGUAUUUUCUGAUAUUAAAACCAUUACAGAUAUAAAUUGGACAUUAAAAAAAUUAAAAAUAUAUAUAAAUGCCUUUUUAGUUGGUAAGUUGGAUAAGUUUUUGUAAAUAAUGAAUUUAUCUUUGAAAUCUGAACCAGAUUUGUAAUAUGGGCAAGACAAAUUCUUUUAAAAGUUAAAUAGAUUUAUAGAAAAAAGACAAACAAAAAAGAAUUGA
Molecule: messenger RNA, 1436 nt
Organism: Paramecium pentaurelia
Lineage: Eukaryota; Ciliophora; Oligohymenophorea; Peniculida; Parameciidae
Source: the annotation of a GenBank genome assembly